Drosophila willistoni is the source of this 2422-nucleotide messenger RNA. It is a transcript of the gene Ugt50B3, whose product is annotated as 2-hydroxyacylsphingosine 1-beta-galactosyltransferase. The coding region runs from base 665 to 2239 and encodes 524 amino acids. NCBI's taxonomy places the organism in Eukaryota, Metazoa, Arthropoda, Insecta, Diptera, Drosophilidae. The transcript is spliced from 6 exons. Gene Ontology annotation, molecular function: UDP-glycosyltransferase activity. The record is from RefSeq and is a predicted model, not a curated record.
GCUACGAGCCUGAGCUCGAAAGAAAAGUGAAAAGUCAGACGAUUGAGUGACGUCUGUUGUUGUUUUUUUGUGUCCGAGCCAAGUGUCAAUUGGCCAAUAAGUUCAAUUGGUUAGAGCGCAUAAAUCAUAAAGCAUAAAUUUAAAAAAAAACCCCCCACAAUAGUGGCAAGUGUUGAUUGCUCUGAUCUUAUCUCCUCAGUGUGUGUUUAUAGUGAGAAGCUGUGGCACUAGUCAUUGAUUAUUGUUAGUGCGAAAUGCGUUAACACUGUUCCCGAAGUAUGUUGCGUUUUUAUUAUCACAGUAUUAAAAUCGUAUAUUAAAUAAUACGUUUGCAUUGGUGAAAGUGUGUUAACAGCUUUGCAUAUAUGUGAGAGAGUGCGGCAAAGAGAGUAAAUUGUAUCGGCCAACGGAAAGUUAAUGAAUGACGAAGCGGACGAAGCCGACCAAGUCCGAGGCCACAUUGAUGCAAACGCUGGAGUGAAGUGAAGAGCGGGUCAAAAGUGCAGCACACUAAAAACCAAUAACAUUUAUCAUGCGAUUGUAUAAAAUACAGCUCCAAUUUGAAUAGCUCCAAAAAAAGCGAAAAGAAACAAAAAACUCCAACAAAUAAAGUGCCUUAAUUCACAAAAGUCAAGAUCCCACAUUUGCAUUUAGCUAACCAGCGAUGCAAUAUUUGGGAGGUUUACUGCUGAUCGUCUGCACCAGCAGCGUUCUGGCCGCCGACAUUCUAAUGGCCACAAUGGGUGGCACAAAGUCACAUAAAAUACCAUUCUGGGAAUUGGCCAAAGGAUUGAUAGUCAGGGGUCACAAUAUAACUUUCCUUAGUGGUUUUCCGGCUGAUUUCCAUUUGGACGGACUGCAUGAGGUAACACCAGCUGGCCUGGUAGAAUUCAUACACAAUUACACAAAUUGGGAUCUCUUGGGUUCAAGGAUGGCCGGAGAAAUGCCCAUUAAACCAUGGGAUGGACUGCGUUAUGCUUUUGAGUCCUGCGAUGCAAUGCUUGGUGAUGCUGAGACCAAGGAAUUGACAAAUCGUAGCUUUGAUCUGGCCAUUCUGGAUGGAGCUUAUCCGGAAUGUCUACUUGGGAUGGUACAUCAAUACAAGAUUCCAUUCAUGUACAUAAAUACGGUUGGUUUCUACACGGGCAGCUUGUCCGUGGCAGGUAAUCCGAUCAGUUAUGCCAUCACACCGAACUUUUACUCCCGUUUCACGGAUAAUAUGAGUCUCUAUGAGAGAGCAAUCAACACGGGCAUGCAGAUUGGACAGAAUAUACUUCACAGUUAUGUAAUGCGACGCACUUAUCGGAUAGUACGUGAUCAUCUGGGCGAGAAUAUUCCACAUCCCUACGAAAUGUCGCGGAAUGUGAGUUUUAUUCUACAAAAUGGUCAUGCAGUUGUCUCAUAUCCACGAGCCUUCAAUCCCAAUGUGGCUGAAGUGGCUUGCAUUCAUUGUAAGCCAGCCCGAGCCCUGCCCAAAGAUCUGGAGGAAUUCAUAAAUGCCUCAGGAGCUUCUGGCUUUAUCUAUGUGUCGAUGGGCUCCUCUGUUAAGGCGGCCAAUAUGCCAGAGUCCUUGCGCCGUAUGCUAGUCAAGACAUUCGCUCGCCUGCCAUAUCAAGUGCUGUGGAAAUACGAGGGCAGCGCCGCUGAUAUGCAGGAUCUAACACCGAAUGUAAAGCUCUCACGUUGGCUACCCCAACAGGACAUUUUGGGUCACAAGCAGCUGCGUGCCUUUGUCACCCAUGGCGGUUUGCUGAGCAUGUUCGAGACUGUGUACCAUGGAGUGCCCGUGGUUACAAUGCCCGUUUUCUGUGAUCACGAUGUCAAUUCGGCCAAGGCAGAGGUGGAUGGUUAUGCCAUUAAGCUGGAUCUGGAAACUCUAUCAACGAAUCAACUCUACAAAGCAAUUAUGAAGGUGAUACACGAUCCACGGUACAGAAAUGCUGCUAGGUAUCGGCAAAAUCUAUUGCUAGAUCAAAGAUCUACAGCUAUGGAGACUGCCAUAUAUUGGACAGAAUAUGUUUUGAGACACAAAGGUGCUUACCACUUGCAGGCUCAAGCACGUAAUUUGAGUUGGUGGCAAUACUAUCUUCUGGAUGUUGUGGCACUUUAUUUGUUGUCCCUCUAUGUGCUCGUCCUGCUGCUAAAACGACUCGACUUUCGAACGGAGAAGGUACGCAGCCUUCAUGUCACCGGGCCCAGUUCACCAACAGCCACCAAGAAGAAGGCAAAAAAGUUGUAAAUAAUACACUUUAGCUAUAGAGCAGUUUACAAAUUGAUCUAAAAUCGGGUUUCGUUGUGAUUGGGCUAUAUUUAAGUUGAGAGCCUUGUAUAUAUUUUCUUUAUUUAUAAUUAACGAAGCGGUACAAAACAUUUCGCAUAGCCUAGAAGAAUUUUGCUCAAUGAAAGAAAAAAAAAAAACGAU